Messenger RNA from Exophiala oligosperma, 381 nucleotides. RefSeq lists its product as uncharacterized. NCBI's taxonomy places the organism in Eukaryota, Fungi, Ascomycota, Eurotiomycetes, Chaetothyriales, Herpotrichiellaceae. The coding region runs from base 1 to 381 and encodes 126 amino acids. The transcript has a single exon. The record is from RefSeq and is a predicted model, not a curated record.
AUGGCACACAAGCACAACCGCCGACGGAUUCGCCCUCGGAAUCGCAACAACAUCCUACAACUGACCUGGGAUAUAACCGAACACACUCCUUCCUCACUGCAGGUGUCCUCCCCCUAUUCCUCACCCCUUUCAAAGACUGAGCCAACACAACCUGCACUGCCUCCAACUCUACGAAACCCUAGUUCCAGCCUGACAUCGAAAAAUUGGUACAACCGAUACGUGGCCUGGCAGAACCGCGAUUUGGCCCAAAAGCGAGAAGCCAUCAAGUUGGAGGCCGAACAGAUCAAACUCUUUGGUGGAGAGCCCGGGGACGACGUUGGGCUUUGUUACAAGAUGCUGGAAGUGUUUGCGGGAAUGAAUUGGAUCGAUACCCUGGAUUAA